UUUGUGCGUGCGUGUGUGUGGUGGCAACGAACCCCAACGAAGAUAAGCACGCAACGAACAACACAACACAACAAUACCAUUCCAGGCAGGCAACAGCGACGAAGUUGGAGAAGCACGGCGGCGCAUGGGCAGCAGAGAUGGGCAAGGGUGGUGUUGCUGAAGGGGUUGUACCACCAGGACAGAAGGUGGUGGAAGAAGAGCAAGAAGAGGAGCAGCGGCAGAGAAGCAGCAGUCGUCAUGCAAGUGUGCUUGAAGGGACUGGGCAGGCGGACGUGGGCUCGGCGUCGUGUGGAUCAUGGGGCUCGUCGCUAAGCGCGGUGGAGGAAGAGCUUGCAGCACUGCGCCACCGGCACGCGCAGCUGUUGGCGGAGAAGGAGGCUGUGGACGGCAUGCUGGAUGACGCGGAUGAUGAGCUGGAGACCACGCAAAGCCGCCUCACUCACCUCGAGAAGACAUGCAGGCAACAAGCUGCAGAGCUGCGGGCUGAGCGGGAGGCACUCAUGCUGCUCCGGCAAGACUACGAAGCCAUGCAGGCAGAUCUGGACCAGUCCCGUCACCACCAACAUCAACAACUACGCCGCAGCCGACACGACAGCACCGGCGACGGCUGCCUGGACAUGGCCCAGCUGGACGAGGUCAACCUGCAGAUGCGCAACGCAGGUACAUUGGAGGGUGACGAGCAAUCGACGUCAUCGCCAGUCAGGGCCGAGGUGCAGCUGGACGAUGCGGGCGUGCGCGCAUCUCUUGCGUCCAUCCUGCCUGCUGACAUGGCUGCACGGCUGUUGCAGGCGGAGGACGCGCAGACCCAGCUCCUCACGUUGGUGGAGCAGCUGCAGCUCAGCCUUUCAGCUCAACAGCGCGACAACGACGACCCUUCACAACGACGACCACAGCCAGAGAACAGCGUGCUUGCCACGACACAUGGCACGACAGCAACCUGGCAAGAAGAACAAGCAGAAGCAGAACAAGCAGAAGCAGAACAAGCCGAAGCCGAAGAAGAAGCAGAAGAAGGCAGUGAAGGGAAACGGGAAGGGCAAGCCAGGAAUACAGCCGAUGCAGCAGACGAUGAACCGCCUCAAGGGGCGGGCGUGGACGACAGCCUGGCGGGCACGCAGCACCCGACGAGCGGCGCUGACUCCGAUGUCGAUGUCGAAGACACGACAUCAUGCCAUGAACUCAGUUUGGCCGAGGAGCUCUGUCAGGCUGAUGAACAUCUUGCCAAUGAAAGCACGGUGGGUCCCCCGGCCAGGGCAGGUGACGAGGAGGACGUACUCAAGACAGGCACGCUCAACAGCUGCAGGGAACCCGCACUUUCUCAUCUUAGUCGGUCUGUGGAUGGCAAUGCCACUGGCGGUUUUGGUGAAUAUGAUGCCACCCGUGCUUGCGAUGAGGAGGAUUGCAGUCGCACGUGGGACGAGCACAUUGGUCAGCAGCGUCUUGACGCAGAUGAGGGUGAACAUGGCGUAGAUGGGGAAGAUGAUGACGAGUUCUUUGAUUGCAAAGCGGAGAUGAUCGUGACGGUUGAGGACGACAUCAACAGCACGGUGUCCGCAACAGCGGCGGGGACCCACACAUCCAAUGCAGGCGCCAACGCCAACCACGGUGUGGAGAACACGAGCUGCACUGGCCCUGCCACCGGCGUGUGUGGUGGUGAGCAGCGUACGCCAGACAGUAGUUGUGAUCUUGAUGAUGCUGACGGUGGUGGUGAUGAUGGUGGUGGUCGAGUUGUGCAGGCUGUGAUGAGUGAGGAUGCUGUGCGUGCAAUUCUGAGCCAUGGCCCGCAGCCCGUGCCUGAAUUACAACGUCAGCUGAUUGAGGACAGCGGGUUGGCGAGCAAGUAUAGAUCACAGGCCCAGCACCAGCUCCGACAUGUGUUGGCGGAGAUGGAGGCCAAGGACACCCUCGUGUUCACCGUGCAAGGCACGGCCCUGUUGGCCGUCCUGAGAUAGCGCCCCCCCGUGUGUGUGUGUGUGU
Salpingoeca rosetta is the source of this 1974-nucleotide messenger RNA. RefSeq lists its product as uncharacterized. NCBI's taxonomy places the organism in Eukaryota, Choanoflagellata, Craspedida, Salpingoecidae. The coding region runs from base 138 to 1949 and encodes 603 amino acids. The record is from RefSeq and is a predicted model, not a curated record. The transcript has a single exon.